This is a messenger RNA of Botrytis deweyae, 2703 nucleotides long. RefSeq lists its product as uncharacterized. Gene Ontology annotation, biological process: protein phosphorylation. The transcript is spliced from 6 exons. NCBI's taxonomy places the organism in Eukaryota, Fungi, Ascomycota, Leotiomycetes, Helotiales, Sclerotiniaceae. The coding region runs from base 1 to 2703 and encodes 900 amino acids. Gene Ontology annotation, molecular function: protein kinase activity; ATP binding. The record is from RefSeq and is a predicted model, not a curated record.
AUGGCUUUACUACUACCCGGCGAAACGUGGGACGAGGCAGAGCUGCGCCUUGGGUUCCGAGUAGAGCGGCCGCCUCCAAAAAUGUUCGUCGGUACUCCACUAGAAAUGGGUGCUCGUGGGAGGGCAUGGUUAGCAUCAGAACCACUCUGGUCCGCGGAAAGUCGGAUGGGUCCUGAGCCCUCAUGGACCGGGGUGAAAAUCAUGGGCGAAGGCGGGAAUGGAACAGCGGGAAAAUGGAGAUUGACAUAUCGCCAACCUCCGGAGGGUACGCCGGGGAGAUUGCCCUUCGAAAGUAUAGUUGUGAAACAGCAAGCUGGGGGCUGGGGAGACUUGAGAGAUGAAUCGGAAAUAUACGAGCUGCUGCGUCAUACGAACUCUCAGCAUCUGGUGAAGAUGUUUCGGAGAAUGUAUGAGGAUCGAGGUCUUAACACGGUAUACGCGGAUAGAGAUGGUCCUGUACGCAGGAUAUAUUUGGAAGAUUGUGAGAAGGGUGACCUCUCAAGUAGGAUAUCUGAGCGCUUCAGCGAAAGAUCCAUAUUUGAGGAAUAUGAGAUAUGGGAUACCUUCCAUUGCAUAGCCCGCGGUCUAUACGCUAUGCAUUCUGGACACGAAGAUCUUAACGAGGACAGAUGGGAUCGGGAUGAGAUAGUUCACUUUGAUUUCAAAUCUGAAAAUGUUUUCAUGAGCGCUGGUCCCAGAGAUGAUGAACAUAGAGGAGCACUCGUAAUGAAGGUUGGUGAUUAUGGGCAUGCCGGAGAGGUGCCCCUUGAGCAAGACCUAUUCUACAAUUUCAAACAUAGACGCCUUGGGACAGAAAGAUAUAAAUUACCUGAACAACUUAGAACUCGAGAACGUCCGUUGGAAAGACCGUGGAUGGAUCCGAUGCCUAAAUCCAUGCGCGAAGCAGGCGAUGGAAAUGUGCUCAAUAAUCUUCGCUAUGGAACUCACUCGAACAUAUGGCAACUCGGACUGAUAAUAUGGCAAAUGAUACAUACAACUGAAUGGUGCCAGGAUGGAAAUCCAUCGCUUGCAUAUAAUCAUGAGCCCGAUGUGAUAUGGGAAGGCGAGAGAAGGCGCCGACAGCCUGGCCCCCCGGGAAGAUUUGAACUUAAGCUUUAUAAAGUAGCAAAUACCUGGCUAGGAUUGAAUGAAGAAGUAGGUGGAGUGCAUACACUUGCUACACAAGACGAUAUAGAUUUCUACAGUGGAUUGUACGACGCACUGCCAUUUGAGCCCGAGGCCGACAUAGAUCCAGACCAGACUGAAGAGCAAAAAGCUAUGGCUAAGAAAAAGAGAAGAAUUGAAAAUCAAGCUAGAGAAAAAGUUCGCCAGGAUCGGUUAUACAGUGACACCCUACACAAAUUGGUAAUGGAUUGUCUGAUCGUGCAAGGCGAAGCUCGAAUUCAUAUCGAAGAUCUAUACCGAAAGACGCAACAACUUAAGAAGGUAUAUCAAGACUUAGUACCUCCCUUGCUCCCAGCUCCCUAUUCCCCUGAACCCGCCCUCGGAGACCUUCCACCCCCAUGGAACGACAUCACAACUCAACCAGGAGGAGGUCUCGGCAAGCCCGUGGUUGAAGAAGAAGAAACCUACCCACUCGAUCUUUUUGAACUAUUUUAUGCGACCGUGGAGCAUGAAAAGGUAGAAGAUGUCAUGAAAUGGGCACGAGAGAAUCCUAUUGAGACCAUUUCCGAUUAUGAGGCUGUUCAUGCACGCGAGCUCAUUACGAGAAACAGACAAUCUUUUGCUAACUACAUGGCGGAAUCAAGGAGAGCACGGGGCCAAAGAAUAAAACCACAAUACAAAGUGCCCGCUCCAUUCCCAGAAAAUUGGAGACAUGGAGUACUCCAGGACAACUCAAGAAGACGUGUUCUUCAGGCCGGUGUUUCUCCGUCUGGUCCUUCUCAGCAACAACGCGGUGCGCUGAGAGUCAUGAAUCCUGGCGGAAGGCCCCCACUUCCUGUGAUUACUGAAGGUGAUGAACGGCCAACUCACAUUCAAGGCAGCCCAAAGGGACCCAGAAAUUUCUCAUAUGAAACUGACGCCACGCCAAGUCAUUUAAGACACUUUGAGUCUACGCCUGAACACAUGAAACCGGUGGACCUUAGGGAAACUCCUGACUAUAUGAGAGGGGUAACAAGACCAGUCGGGUAUGCGGGAGGAGAUUUUGGAGGUGUUGGAGAUGCUGGAGAUUUCGGAAGCAUAAGGAUAACAAGCGCAUCAGGUGAAGGACAAGAAAGGCGCCCUUUUGGAGAGCAGUCUUCUAUGGAGUCUAUAGAUCUCGGAGGAGGAAUCAAAAUAGGUGGAGCAGGAAGAAGAAGGGCGUCCCGGAAAAAAUCUUCCGCGAAAGUCGAUUGGCCCGAGUUCCCCCUUGGCUUACAAAAAGACGUCGACAAACCCUUUCUACUCCGUGCCCUUGCAAUACCUGAACUCGCGGGUUCGAUUUUAUUUUGCACCGUUAUUGAGGUCAAGGGCACAGAGGAAUUUCUAAAAGGCAUCGUAUAUUUGACCGGAUUACUGAACGGGACCACGAUAUAUGACAUGAAAGAAAUGCUGGACGAGAGAGAGACGGGAAUUCCGUUAAAACAGAUGAAGUUGAUGGGACAUGAUCAAUUAUCGGUUUUUAGGGAAUUCGAGGAUGAGGAGAAGAGAACAGCGAUUGGUGGGAUUGAAAUUUUUCUUUACGAUGUUGGACAGGGCUGA